Messenger RNA from Hibiscus syriacus, 1098 nucleotides. RefSeq names its product GDSL esterase/lipase 6-like. The coding region runs from base 1 to 1098 and encodes 365 amino acids. Gene Ontology annotation, molecular function: lipase activity. Gene Ontology annotation, biological process: lipid metabolic process. The transcript is spliced from 4 exons. Lineage: Eukaryota; Viridiplantae; Streptophyta; Magnoliopsida; Malvales; Malvaceae. The record is from RefSeq and is a predicted model, not a curated record.
AUGGAGAAGAGGAAGAGGAAGCUUCAGGCUCAUCUACUUAUUUUUCUCAUCGUCUUCAUUAAUCUUUCGUUGUGUCGAGAUGUCCCUGCCGUUUUCAUCUUCGGGGACUCGGUUUUCGACGCCGGAAACAAUCGAGUCAGCAAAAACUGUAGCGUGCAGGCAGAUUUCCCACCAUAUGGCUCCGCAUUUUUCCACCAUCCUACUGGCAGGUUCACUAAUGGCAGAACGGUUGCUGAUUUUAUUUCACAAUUCAUUGGCAUCGGAAUGCAACAACCGUUUUUGGAGGCACAGAUGGCAGUGAUGAAUGAUAGUAGGAAAGGUUACCCAUCAAACGGAAUCAACUUUGCUACCGCUGGGAGUGGUGUUCUGCCAGGAACCAAUAAAGACUUGGGAGUGACAUCAAUCCAAGAACAACUACGGCAAUUCCAAACAUUAGUAGAUCAAAAAGAGAUAAACAAAAGUACAGUCGAGAGAUCUCUUUUCUUCUUGGAAUCAGGAUCCAAUGACAUAUUCAAUUACUUCCUCCCAUUUGAUCCCCCAACACUAGAUCCAGACGCCUACGUGCAAGCCAUGAUCAAAGAAGUAAGUAACAUAAUCGACCAAAUUUACAAUGCUGGCGCUCGCAGAAUCGCUGUAUUUUCACUAGGUCCAGUGGGGUGCGUUCCGGCAAGAGCCCUCUUACCCGGUGCCCCUAUCAAUCGCUGCUACGGAAAGAUGAAUGUCAUGGUUAAGAAGUACAAUAAGGCAUUGGAGAAUUUGGUAAACGAUAUCCCCACAAGACACACGGGUGCCAACGCUGUCUAUGGUGCAGUUUAUGACACCGUCCAGCACUUCCGAGCAAUUCCAACUCGUUACGGUUUCUCGGACGUGAGUAGUGCCUGUUGUGGAGAUGGACCACUUGGAGGGCAGCUGCAAUGCGGGAAGGAAGGGUAUAAAAUUUGUCAAAAUCCUGAAGGGUACUUGUUCUGGGAUUACUUCCAUCCAACACAACAUACCUACAAGCUUAUCUCCAAGGCCUUAUGGGGUGGAAAACAAUCUCGGAUUAGGCCCAUUAAUCUCAAGACUCUAGCCAAUCUUACCCAAAAUUUCCUUGCUUGA